This is a messenger RNA of Solanum pennellii, 2365 nucleotides long. RefSeq lists its product as uncharacterized. The record is from RefSeq and is a predicted model, not a curated record. The transcript is spliced from 3 exons. Gene Ontology annotation, molecular function: protein binding. Bases 256 to 2097 code for a protein of 613 amino acids. Lineage: Eukaryota; Viridiplantae; Streptophyta; Magnoliopsida; Solanales; Solanaceae.
AGAAGAAUAUGGGAUGGGUGGGUGGUUUGCCAGCGAAGAAGCAGAAGGAUCAAUGCUUUCUCUCUGCUCAGGUCAAAGCUGGCACUCUGUAAUCUCUAUUAAGCCUCUCUCUCUUCUAUUUCUCUUCUCUUAUUUACAUCUCCACUCCAUUCCCUCUCUCUCCCCCCCUUCACUUCUCUCUCUUCAAAAUUCGAAGAGGAAAAAUAAAUGAGUAUUUGAGAAGCUUUCUCAAAAACCAACAAGUGAAGCAUUUUAAUGGUUGAUCAUCAUACAUCAACCAUGGCUGCCUCUCCUAAUUCUUCUAUUUCUUGUUCUGAAAAGAAACAUUGGUGGAUUAGCAAUCGAAAGAUUGUUGAUAAAUAUAUUAAAGAUGCGAAAUUUCUCAUUGCUACUCAAGAACCCAACGAGAUUGCUUCUGCUGUUAAUCUUCUCGACGCUGCUCUUGCUCUGUUACCUCGUUUUGAGUUAGCCCUUGAGUUAAAAGCUCGAUCUUUACUCUAUCUCCGGCGAUUCAAAGACGUCGCCGAUAUGCUACAAGACUACAUUCCCAGUCUGAAAAUGACCGUCGAUGAGACAUCAUCGUCGUCGACUUCGUCAUCUGGGUCGUCGGAUAACUCAUCCACACAGUUCUCGAGAGAGAGAAUGAAGCUACUUUCGUCUGGUAGUGGGUCACCGGGUCGUGAUGAACCCGGGUUCAAGUGCUUUUCCGUUUCCGAUUUGAAGAAGAAAGUUAUGGCCGGAAUCUACAAGAACUGUGAUAAAGAAGGGCAAUGGAGGUACUUGGUUCUUGGUCAGGCUUGUUGCCAUUUGGGUCUAAUGGAAGAUGCAAUGGUACUCUUACAGACCGGUAAACGCAUUGCUACGGAUGCAUUCCGUCGCGAAAGCAUUUGCUGGUCGGAUGAUAGUUUUUCAUUUGCUAAAUUUCCAAUCUCCGGUGAACCGGGCAUUGGAAAUAGCCAGCCUCCUAAAACGGAGUCGGAGAGCAUUUCUCAACUACUCAGCCAUAUCAAGCUCUUGCUUCGUCGAAAGACAGCUGCAAUUGCAGCUCUUGAUGCAGGUCUUUAUUCAGAAGCUAUAAGACAUUUUUCUAAAAUUGUGGAUGGUCGUCGUGGGGCUCCACAAGGGUUUUUGGCUGAAUGUUACGUGCAUAGGGCUUCAGCAUAUCGAUCUUCUGGUCGAAUUGCUGAGGCGAUUGCUGAUUGUAAUCGAACAUUAGCAUUAGACCCUUCUUGCAUCGAUGCUCUUAGGACUAGAGCUGCUUUGUUUGAAGCUAUUCGAUGCUUGCCCGACAGUCUUCACGAUCUUGAACAUUUGAAACUGUUGUAUAAUUCAAUUCUACGGGAUAGGAAAUUACCUGGACCUGUAUGGAAGCGUCAAUGUGUACAAUACAGGGAGAUUCCAGGGAGGCUUUGUUCUUUGGGUGCCAAAAUGCAAGAACUGAAGCAGAGAGUUGCUUCUGGUGAAAUGAUGAAUGUAGAUAACUACGCGUUGAUUGGUUUGAGACGGGGUUGUUCAAGAUCUGAAUUGGAAAGAGCACAUCUUUUGCUCACUUUAAGACACAAACCUGAUAAAUCAACAAGUUUUGUGGAGAGGUGUGAGUUUGCGGAUGAGAAGGAUGUUGAUUCUAUAAGGGAUCGCGCAAAAUUGUCUUCCUUGCUAUUGUAUCGAUUGAUCCAGAAAGGUUAUACAAAAUUAAUGACAACAAUCAUCGAUGAAGAAGCUGCUGAGAAACAGAGAACUAAGGCAGCAGCUGCACUACAAGCAAUGCAGCAGCAGCAACAACAAGUUCAGCAAACUCAAGAACUACAACAAUCUCGAGCUGAACCAAUCAGCAAUGCAGCAUCACGAAGAGCAUUAGAGGCUGCUGCUUCGUCGAAUACUACAUCAAGAGUACCUCCAAAGGCUGCUGCUAAUACUACACCAUCAUGUAACAACAGCAGGGCAGAAAGCAAAGUGGUGGUAUCAACCUCAACAAAUGCAUCUUCACUUCAAGGUGUGUUCUGUAGAGACCUUGCAAUUGUUGGAAAUCUCUUGUCUCAAGCAGGAACCGGGUUUAAUCGCCCUAUUCCUAUGAAAUAUGAGGCACUGAGCUGCUAAUUCAUCGUAGAAACCCGAUGAAGAACACCUAUUUAAUUAGCUUGGACAAUGUUUAUACUAUCGGCUCGCAGAGUGCAGAUGAAAAUCCUAAAUUUGGUACCAAUAUCUUUGUACAAAGGGCAAGAAAAAAAAUUGAAAUUACUAUAUGCAGCCAGAAAAAUUUUGCUACUUUAUUUUUGUUUUUCUUUUGUUGUGCACUACAUGUAAUGUACAUAUAGUUAAAUUCAGCACCUAAAUUAUCUACCAGUAUUUGUUUUUGUUAUUAUUA